Penaeus monodon (black tiger shrimp) is the source of this 2301-nucleotide messenger RNA. RefSeq names its product serine/threonine-protein kinase N-like. Gene Ontology annotation, molecular function: protein serine/threonine kinase activity; small GTPase binding. Lineage: Eukaryota; Metazoa; Arthropoda; Malacostraca; Decapoda; Penaeidae. Gene Ontology annotation, biological process: protein phosphorylation; signal transduction. The record is from RefSeq and is a predicted model, not a curated record.
UGGAGGAGGAGGCAAAGAGGGACAAGAAGGAGAAGGAGAGAGUGAGAUAGAAAGAGAGAGAGAGGGAGAGCGAGAGAGACGACAAGUGUGCGGAUCGAGCGCGGCAUGAGGCACCUGAAGAACCUGGGUCUGCCCAUCAUCCAGGAGCUGACCCACAAGUAUGGGCUGCAGGCGGACUUCGGGGAGGCGACGCUGGGGCAGAAGCUGGAGGAGUUGCGGGAGCACAUCCGGAAGGAGAUCCGCAAGGAACUCAAGAUCAAGGAAGGCGCCGAGAACCUCCGGAAGGUCACCACAGACCGGCGAGCGUUUCAGGACGUGAGCCACAUGGUGAAGGAGGCCAACUCCAAACUCUCAGCCCUGCAGCAGGAGCUCCAGGAGCUCGACUCCCAGAUCCUUCUGACGCAGGGCCAGGGCGGGGCCUCUCUCGACUCCUCCUUCAGUAAUAACUUAGGUCUGUAUCAUAAAGUGAGGAAUGCUGGCAAAGAUCCUCCCUCAUCGCCCAUGGCAACGGAUACACAGGAGAAGUCCUUGGAACCCCUAUCCCUCUCUUCUUAUGACCAGAGACUGGUAUCCCUGGAAAAGCAGCUUGACAUAGAACAAAAAGUGAAAGCGGGUGCAGAAAACAUGAUACAAAUGUACAGCUCGGGACCAAUGCGGGACAAAAAGCUGCUGGCAGAAGCACAGCAAAUGUUAGCAGAUUCAAAAGCCAAGAUUGAAUACAUCAAAAUGAGAAGAAUGAAGGUGAAGCAAAGUCAAACGGAAAAUGGACUAGAUGCAGAGGGGAAACCCAAAGGUGAAGCCGCCAACAAAUAUAACUUAGAAACACCGGUGGAUGUGCGGAUCGAGGAGCUCAUUCACCGAUUGCACGUAGAGUGCCGGUGUAUGGAGGGAGCCAAGAAUGCAGUGAGGAUGCUCCAAGCGAACAAAGUUGCAGCUGAUAAGAAGUACCUACAAGAAGGCUCCAUUAUGGCCGGGGAGUUUCUGAGUCACGGUUCAUGCUCUGUGAAGCGGGAGUUGGAGAACUCGCUAUCUGCGUCUCCCUCACCGGCCAAUUACACAAGCCUCUAUGACAAAGAGAACUACCCCAGCCGUCGCUCACAAGCUCUACAUAGUAAGGGCGCUGCCGUCACUGGCAAACUAGAAGUAAGAUUGAUUGGUGUACAAGACCUCCUGGAAGAUGUUCCAGGCCGGUCCCGCCGAGACUCCCACUCCGGACCCUCAGACCUUAAAUCAUUUAUGAAAGGUGUCACAGGAAAAUCGUCAAAGUCCUACUCCGUCAAAGACGAAAUUUCUAACGAGGUAAUGGCAGUACUAAAAUUAGACAACAAUAAAGUGGUUGGCCAAACAAGCUGGAAACCUUGCUCUCAGUCAGCAUGGGACCAGAGAUUUAGCAUUGAUUUAGAUAAGUCGAGAGAUUUAGAGAUUGAUAUUUACUGGCGAGAUUGGCGGUCGCUAUGUGCAGUAAAGUUCCUACGACUGGAAGAGUUCAUUGAUGAUGUUAGACAUGGCAUGGCACUCCAGCUAGAACCAAAGGGACUUCUUUUUACUGAGAUCAAAUUCCUGAAUCCCAUGAUCUCACGCAAGCCCAAGCUGCAGCGACAAAAGAAGCUGUUCAUGCAGAAGGGAAAGGUGCUGCGACCCAAUCAGAUGAACAUCAAUGUAGCGGCUUGGGGGAGACUCAUUAAAAAUAUUCAACCCAGCCAUGAGCCUGUCCAUCUCUCGUACUCAGGAGGUCACACGGGAGCCAUUACAAGUGCAAGCUCUGCCACGCCCAUCACACCUGGUCCCAGAACGGUUCCUACUCGACUGGACUUUGAUAGCGAGAAGACUCCUGGAGAAGUGUGUCAACAUCGCCCACUGGCCCUGUCAGAGGUGCGGCCGCUCAACAUGGGGGUGGUAUCGCCUCCCCAAGUUCCCGCUCACCUGGAGUCCCCUUCUGUGGCUCCUCCUCCUCCUUCCAUUACUUUCGGUGCCCCAACACAAACCCAGCAGCUUCCUUCCACACCUGCACUUAUGACUGUAUACCCAACCCCUCAUGGCUCAGUCUAUGACGAACCUGCACAUGGCACGCCAUCCACUCCUGCUCACCAUAGUGUCUUCCCAGUCACACAGACACCCACCAUCCACCCUGCUCACUCCAUCACUGUCCAGGUGGCUAAAAGGCCUACAUCAACACCUCCCCCACCGCCUCCAAGGCCACAUUCUGGCACUGUCACCAUCUCCGUACCAGCAUCACCCGUAGAAUCCGACGUUAAGGUAGGUGCCAUUGUGUAAUAGUUUUUUGCGUGAAUGUGUCUGAUU